AUGGCAGACCCAGGGGCUUCUGCCUACCCCCCAAGUUAUCCCCCACCAGAGGGCUAUGCCUAUGCCUACGGUGCGCCACCUCCAGGCUAUCCGCCGCCCAGUGGCUAUCCGCCAUCCGAUCCCUACAGCGGUUACCCAGCCGCCUAUGGAGCUCCACCUCCAGGCUAUGCCCCGCCGCCCAGCUAUGGCUAUGCCCCUCCCCCUGCGGGCUAUGCCCCACCGGCAGAUGCCUAUGGCGCGGCCUAUGGGGCACCGCCCAGCUAUGGUGCACCGCCGCCCAGCUAUGGCGCGCCGCCACCGGGUUAUGGGGCGCCACCGGGCUAUGGAGCUCCAUAUGGCUCUGGAGCCACCUCUUCUUCAGCACCAGGGUACGGAGCGUUAGAGAAGACCUCAUCCUCCGGCCGACGAGAGCAAACUUCGGCUCCCCGAAGAGAUCGGGACAGAGAAAGAGAGCCGCGAAGAGCGCCGGCCAGGAGUGAGCCAGGUGACAAGAACAACAAGAAGGGUGAGAAGAAGGGGAAAGGAAAGGGCAAGUCGAAGGACAAAGGUUCGAAAGGUGAGAGGAAAGACAAGCCGAAACAGCAAGAAGGAGGUGAGGAGCAGCCUCAGGACGGCAAGGCUGAAACAAAGGAGGGCAAAACCGAUGGCAAAGGAGAAGGUAAAGAUGGUAAAGGCGAAGGCAAAGGAAAGGGAAAGGGCAAAGGAAAAGGAGGAGGCAAGGGCAAAUUCAAGGGCAAGGUGGCCACCAAAAUAGCGUGGGGAGAGCCUUGCUUCGUUGGACGCUUGCGGACCUACAAUGCGGAGAAGAAGGCCGGCGUCAUAGCUUGCGCUGAAGCUUACGCCAUGUGUGGCCAAGAAGUCUAUGCCUAUGGUUCCGUUUUGGAGACGGCCAACGUGGGGGUGGGAGACACCUUGGUGUUCUUCAUCCAUUGGCACUUCGCCCCAGAGAAUUUGGGGAGCGUAGCCGCGGCCAUGCGGGGACUGUUUGUGAGAACUCGUAAAGUUGGAACAUGGUUUCUGUUGAAGGUGCCAAAUGACUACAACUGUUUGUUGCUGGGGAGAAUUUGUUACAAGAUGAUACAAGAUGCAAUAGAAAGCAAUGUCCUUCGGUCUGUCUUCGACAUCGAUAUUUACUUUCCUCUUGGAGGAAAAGUUCCCAUUUGUCUUGGCAUUCUCAUUUGGUGGCUGAGGUCCAACUGGGGUCAGCCGCAGGCGUCCUAUGAGCUGGGCAUCUCAAGUGCUGUGGAUGCUGACGUUCCGUGA
Molecule: messenger RNA, 1263 nt
Organism: Cladocopium goreaui
Lineage: Eukaryota; Dinophyceae; Suessiales; Symbiodiniaceae
Source: the annotation of a GenBank genome assembly